Molecule: messenger RNA, 1187 nt
Organism: Caenorhabditis elegans
Lineage: Eukaryota; Metazoa; Nematoda; Chromadorea; Rhabditida; Rhabditidae
Gene: clec-227
Product: C-type LECtin
Exons: 5
Coding region: 21-1166 (381 amino acids)
Molecular function (GO): carbohydrate binding
Source: RefSeq, marked reviewed
AAAGAAGUCAGUCAGGCGUAAUGAUCUGUGCUGUACUGACCGCAUUGCUCUUUGCCGCAAAUAUUCAAGUUGUCACUGCUGAUGUCAACCACUGCCCAAGUGGAUGGACCUUCUCUACCAACACAUCCUACUGUUAUAUUCAAUCUGCCCAAUACCUCUCCUACAGUGAAGCUUCAAACUACUGUCAAUCAAUUGGUGGUACUCAAGUAUUCAUCUUCACACUUCGAGAACUCACCUGGCUUACUGACUUCACAUCAUCCUCGUUUGCACAGCCAUGGCUAGCAACUACCAGAAAUAUCACAACUGACAAGUGGUACAACUCGGAUGGAACGACACCUGCUGCUACAUAUUGGACAUCAGGAGAGCCAGGCGUGAAUGGAGAUUGUGCAACAUUCAAAGGAGCAGGUGCCAGUGGACUUAAAGCAACACAAUGCUACAGUAUCCAGCCAGCAUUAUGCAGACAAAUGCCAGCAUUGUGUCCUAGUCAAACAUCCUAUGGAGGUCAAUACACUGGAUCAGGAACUAUCACUUCGCCAGGUUAUCCGAAUCAAUAUUAUAACAAUUUGGAUUGUGUGUACACAAUUUUAUCACCUAAUAAUACUUACAUUACAAUGCAAUUCUCCCCAUAUAUGGUUGAAGAAUAUUUUGAUUGGAUUGAUUUGUUUGAUGGUCCGAAUACAACAUAUCCGUUUCUUGGAACAACUGACGAUUGGUGGUCUCUCCGUUUCAACUUUGAAAGUUCCAGUAACGCUGUCAGUUUUAUAUUCCAUACUGAUAGUAUUGUGACUGACAAAGGAUGGCUUUUGACUUGGAGUGCAAAAACAAAAACUCCACCAAUUAGCCAAUCUGGUCAAAAUGGAUCCUUCACAUCACCUAAUUAUCCGAACAAUUAUGACCCGUACACUGAGCAAAUUUAUUAUGUGAAUGCUCCAACUGGAUUCCAAGUCAACUUGACAAUACCUGAUUUUGUGACAGAGGCGAAUUAUGAUGUGCUGGAAAUUUAUAAUACAUCUACUGUAAUUUCGUCGGGGCUUGUUGCAAAUUUAUCCGGCUCAGCAGUGGCACCGUAUUCUUGGCUUUCUCCGUCCAACUAUGUAACAAUGCGUUUUAGAUCAGAUGGAGUUGUUCAGAAACAAGGAUUCUCAAUUGUCUGGUUCAUUCAAUAAUAAAUAGUUUUUUCCUCUUUU